This is a messenger RNA of Malania oleifera, 1183 nucleotides long. Its product is annotated as MYB-like transcription factor ODO1. The record is from RefSeq and is a predicted model, not a curated record. Lineage: Eukaryota; Viridiplantae; Streptophyta; Magnoliopsida; Santalales; Ximeniaceae. The transcript is spliced from 2 exons. Bases 80 to 889 code for a protein of 269 amino acids.
GGGACUUGCGCUACAGAAAUAUAGAGAGAGACCCAUUUAAGUUGUAAGUAGCUUAGCUGUGGAUUGAUUUAAGGAAGAAAUGGGAAGGCAACCAUGCUGUGACAAGCAGGAUGUGAAGAAGGGGCCGUGGACGGCGGAGGAAGACAAGAAGCUGGUGAACUUCAUCAUCACCAAUGGCCACUGCUGCUGGCGCACCCUUCCCAAGCUCGCCGGCCUCCGCCGCUGCGGCAAGAGCUGCCGCCUCCGAUGGACCAACUACCUCCGCCCGGACCUCAAGAGAGGCCUUCUCAGUGAAGCUGAAGAACAACUUGUCAUUGAUCUCCAUGCCCUUCUUGGCAAUAGGUGGUCAAAGAUUGCAGCAAGAUUGCCAGGAAGAACAGACAAUGAGAUUAAGAAUCACUGGAAUACUCACAUCAAGAAAAAGCUUCUCAAGAUGGGCAUUGACCCAGUUACGCAUAAACAACUCAAUGAACAAGAUGAUGCCCCCCAACUAGAAACUCAAUCAUUUGAGCAUUGUGCCAAUGAUCUUGUCUCGAAAUCAAUCUCUGACAGGCCCAAGGCAUCAAAAAACAGUAACCAGGCCACCUCCGAGGACAACUACGGGACACCGCCACCUCAAAAAUGUUCCAGUGACGAAUCUCAAUCGUGUGAUCGCAAUAGGGACGAUGAUGACUUGUUAAUGAGUUACUUGCAAUCUGAGUCAUUUUUUAAUGAAAUGUCAUGGAACAUUAUGCCUGAAACAGGAAUGGAGGAAUGCAAUGAGAUUGGUUCAUGCUCCUCCGAGGAUAAUUGGUCAUGGUUGUUGGACUAUCAAUUGCAAGAAGAUGGUGAUGAAGACUUUGGGUUUGUUUAUUUCAAUGACUUCGACAUGAUAAACAACCAAGCAUGAGAGGGGUACGAUUUGAUUAAUUGAAUGGAGCAUACAUAGUGAGCAUAUGCAAAAACCAUUUUGUACAUGAUUACUUAAGUCUUUCAUUUCACUAUAAUGAGUUUAUGUAAUGAUGAUACCACCCAUGUGUGCGUACCAUACACACCCCCUUGGCAUAUAUUAGAUUGAAUAUCUAAUGACAUGCCAUUGGGUGUGUAUGAUACACACCGCUUGAGUCGGUAUCAUAGAAUUUUCUAUCUAACUAAUGAGUGUGACGUUCGGAAGUUUAAAAUAAUGAAUGUUACUUUGUUUGUA